Messenger RNA from Oikopleura dioica, 459 nucleotides. The record is from the annotation of a GenBank genome assembly. NCBI's taxonomy places the organism in Eukaryota, Metazoa, Chordata, Appendicularia, Copelata, Oikopleuridae.
AUGGUCAGAGAACGUACCUGUCCACGCUGUAAAACUACAUCUUACCGAAAUCCAUCGAUGAAGCUGAUGGUGAACAACUGUGGGCACUCGUUGUGCGAGUCUUGUGUGAACUUACAGUACGCGCGUGGACAGGCGCCGUGCUAUGAUUGUGGCGUGAAUCUGAAGAGAUCCAGCUUCAGAGUUCAGUUGUUUGACGACCCGAUGAUCGACCGUGAAGUGCACUUGCGGAAGAAAGUUCUGAAAGUGUACAAUCGCAGAGCUGAGGAGUUCAGCUCUGAGUUCGACUACAAUAACUAUCUCGAAGAGAUCGAAGAUAUAAUUAUAGGGUUAAUGGAGAACAAACCAUGCGCGCUUGAUGCCCUUGAAAAAUACAAAAGAGACAACCAAAGCGACAUCAAGCGAAACUCGGCAAAACGGCCAUGGGCUCGAAGCUUCACUCACCUGAGAUGUUUCAAAUGA